This is a messenger RNA of Ostrinia furnacalis (Asian corn borer), 2452 nucleotides long. RefSeq lists its product as uncharacterized. The transcript is spliced from 2 exons. The record is from RefSeq and is a predicted model, not a curated record. Lineage: Eukaryota; Metazoa; Arthropoda; Insecta; Lepidoptera; Crambidae. The coding region runs from base 119 to 2452 and encodes 777 amino acids.
AAAAUUUUUCACAAAAAUUUCGAUAUGACUUUUGCAAGCUACGAAUAAAUUGUUAAUUUUAAAUUGUUAUUGUAAAAUGACUUGAUUGGAACACAAAUUUGAAAGUAAAGCAACCAAAAUGCAUGCUAUGAAAGAUACAUUCGAUGAAAACCAAAAAAAGACUAACAAAAGGCCAAAAUCUUCCACACGUUUUCCCAAACAAAUGCCUUCGUAUAUCGUAGCUUUUGCUGUCCAUGAGACCUAUGAUGACAUUGCUACAGCCCAACAAAUGAUUUGUAACAAACGAAGCCUCCAAAGUAGUGCAGGUUCUGUUUCCCCGGCUUUGUCUUCAAAAACUAUAACCAUAGAUCAGAAUUCGACACAAAAGUUAGUUGACGCUGUCUAUUCAGAACACAAAAACGAAACUAAAAUCAUUAUCGAUGAAGAUACGAACGACAAAAAUGAAGAUGAUGUCCAAAAUGAACUCCCUGAAAUAAAAGACUAUUUGAUAGUUGAUAACGAAGAGGAGAAUGACAUCAAUAACAAAGAUAGUAUAGUGAACUUAGUUGAACCUAACAAUAAAAUUGAUUUGGUUAAACCUGUACACAAAACAGAUUCUAAUAAAUCCGAAAAUGAUGAUGAGUUUGAGGCAAUCAAAAAGCCAAAGACAUGCGUCAGCAAAUUAUCGAAAAGAAAGCGCCAGAAUCAAUACAGGAUUAGAAAUGUAGAUUUCAAGUAUAAGAAAUCUCUGAAGAGAGCUGAGAAAGUCUGUAAAAGAUCGGCUAAAAUUAAGGAAACUUUCUAUUCGAAUUCAGUAUCUAAAGUAGUUUCACGAGCUUCACUCUUGAAGAGUGUUCCUGCGAAGGUGAAUAUUAUUGACACUUCUGACUCUAUUCUCAUGUCUGAUGACGAAAACAAUAAUAACGGUUCUCUACAAUCAUCACCUUCCACCACAAAGAAAUCGUUCAUAAGUUACUCGAGCCAAGACACUUUGAGGCAACAAGGAAGCACGUCUUCUUCAAGAAACGAAGGUAUGGGUAGCAUCAAUACUGUGAACUCCGUGAUCAAAUUACCUUCUGAGAAUAAACUGCCUUACAAAACAGAAGUCAUCAAUGUUUCUGUAGCAGUUGCCUCUUACCCAACCAAGAGCAAAGAUCUAGUCAUAAAAACGUCUAGAACAGAACCGUAUCGCUCAAUGUAUAACGAAGAUUUGAUGAGCACGGAAACAUUGGUACAAGCGACACAUUUGCUGACAUCAGAAUCGGCUUCCAGUGAUACUUCAGAGAAUAUUUACUCAGACGGUAAUAAUCAAAACAGCGAUAGAACCUUAAAACCGAUAGCAACUAGUGAAAACACUUACGUGGUUGGUUCCUCUGAUGAUUCAAGUAUGCGCUCUGAAGAAACUUUAGCGCCGAAUUCGGAGACGUUCAUGUUUGCUGAAAGUUUAAGACCUAAUUUUCCACUCUUUGAAAAAUCUGAUAAAGAAAAAUUAAUCAACAGACCGGGUCUACUGGAUACUGUUAUCAAUAUGGGAAUUUUUCCCGAAAUCAAUGCAUCAACGAGCUCAGCUGUUAAUUUUACUAAUCACUUAAACAACGUAUUUGUAACUGGAGACACUGGGAAAUAUCUGAACCCUAAAUUCAAGGGAGAUCAACCUUUAGAAAACGUAAAAGAAACAUCGAAACAUGUUUUGAAGAAAUCUUUUGAUGCUGAUCCUGAAUUAAAUGCAAUAAAAAACCUGGAUCUACCUAAUGAGUCUGCUAUAAAAGCAAUCAUUAAUGACAAUGAUAAAGUAGACAAUAAGUACUGUUCCGGGGAAAUUGGAAAUUAUCCAUCAAACAUGUCAGAGCUUUGGGAUCGACUAGUCAUGGUUGUAGACUCUGCUGUUAAAAGACUGGAGAACUCACUGACCGAAAAAAUAAUAAAUGAAAUGCGAAAGUCUUUUACGACAUUCGAGCAUACAAAUCGAGUACCUAAAGAGGAAAUUCAUGUAAUCGAGGUUGAUAAAGAAAAAGGGGAUACGGUAUUGAACGUAGAAGUAUCUGGUAAAGAAGAAAAUAAAACUGAAAUGGACGAAAUCCUUCAAUGUGAUUUGGUUGGCAAUCAAGUCAUAGAUAAUAUCAUGAUGAAACUAAGCGUCGAAGGGCCGAAAACGACUAUUCCUGGGACUACAAGUAAGUCGUUUAUAAAAAUUAAAAGGCCUAAGAUUUUUAGAGACUAUUUCGAAGUUUUGAAACCCCCUGUCGUUGAGAGCGCUGUCGUAGAAGGAAUGAAAGGUGAUACGGUCACCGUUUCUACAACUACCCCCAGUGAGAUAGAAGAAGUGCAGUCUUUUAAUCGAGUGAAGUCGUUUCUUUCUGGUCCCCUGACGUUCGUUAGAGAGAACAUGUUGGUGAUAACCAGUGUGCCCGCGUUCUUUGUCGUUCUGUUAUGUUUUUAUGGUCUUAUUUUUUUGGUAAUGAAGCCUUGGUGA